Vanrija pseudolonga is the source of this 7231-nucleotide messenger RNA. It is a transcript of the gene cut6, whose product is annotated as Acetyl-CoA carboxylase. NCBI's taxonomy places the organism in Eukaryota, Fungi, Basidiomycota, Tremellomycetes, Trichosporonales, Trichosporonaceae. Gene Ontology annotation, molecular function: metal ion binding; acetyl-CoA carboxylase activity; ATP binding. The coding region runs from base 396 to 7088 and encodes 2230 amino acids. The record is from RefSeq and is a predicted model, not a curated record. The transcript has 4 exons. Gene Ontology annotation, biological process: fatty acid biosynthetic process. Gene Ontology annotation, cellular component: mitochondrion.
GCUGGCAGGCAGGCAGGGUGCCGCCGCGCGGAGAUUGUUAACCGGCUCAGAUCGCGCAUCCACCCCACCAAGCCUGCUCGCAUCGGCUGCAACCCCCCUCCCACCCACACUCUCUCUCACUCUCUCAUCUCCUUUCCACUCUACUCUCCUCCUCUCUCUCAUCAACAAAAGGGUUAGACAAGACACUUGGACUGCAUAGAGCGCACAGUCCUCUCAUCUUUUAUUCCCCUUCUUGUAAACUACUAGCGACCCACGACCCAAACCACCGCCUGUCCCGAUCUCUCACAGCGUCAUCGGCAACCAGCGGCCUUCCCCCCAGCCAAUCUAGUCCGCCAACCACUCUCGGCCCCCUUUACUGGGUUUGCUCUUCACAAGCCUAGAGCUACAAGCCCACCAUGACCUCUGCCGCUCCUCAAAGCGCCCCGGUCAACGGUGACCAGUACGACCAUGCUCGCGUCGCCCAAUUUAUUGGCGCCAACGCGAUCGACACGGCUCCCUCUGGCCUCGUGACCGACUUCGUCAAGGGCCACGGAGGCCACACUGUUAUUACAAAGGUGCUCAUUGCCAACAAUGGUAUUGCCGCCGUUAAGGAAAUCCGUUCCAUCCGCAAGUGGUCUUACGAGACCUUUGGCUCCGACCGCCAGAUCGAGUUCACGGUCAUGGCUACCCCCGAAGACUUGCGCAUCAACGCCGAGUACAUUCGCAUGGCCGACCGCUAUGUCGAGGUCCCUGGUGGUAGCAACAACAACAACUACGCCAACGUUGACUUUAUCGUCGAUGUUGCCCAGCGUGCUGGUGUGCACGCUGUUUGGGCUGGCUGGGGACACGCCUCGGAGAACCCCCGUCUUCCCGAGACUCUGGCCAAGUCCAAGAUCAUCUUCAUCGGCCCUCCCGGUUCGGCCAUGCGCUCGCUUGGUGACAAGAUUUCGUCCACCAUCGUCGCCCAGUCCGCCGAGGUUCCUUGCAUGCCCUGGUCCGGUACCGGCAUCACGGACACUAUCCUGUCCGACCAAGGCUUCAUGACCGUUCCUGACAAGGCGUACGACGAUGCCUGUGUCCACGACUGGGAGGAGGGUCUUGACCGCGCCAAGCGCAUCACCUUCCCCGUCAUGAUCAAGGCCUCUGAGGGUGGUGGCGGAAAGGGUAUCCGUAUGGUUGACGACGAGGAGAAGUUCAAGGGCGCCUUCCAGGCCGUCGCUUCCGAGGUUCCUGGAUCGCCCAUCUUUAUCAUGAAGCUUGCUUCUGCCGCCCGCCAUCUCGAGGUCCAGCUUAUUGCCGACCAGUAUGGCAACGCCAUCUCGCUUUUCGGCCGUGACUGCUCGGUCCAGCGUCGUCACCAGAAGAUCAUCGAGGAGGCUCCUGUCACCAUUGCCCGUCCCGAGAAGUUCGAGGAGAUGGAGAAGGCCGCCGUCCGUCUCGCCAAGCUUGUUGGCUACGUCUCUGCCGGUACCGUGGAGUACCUCUACUCGCACGUCGAUGACAAGUUCUACUUCCUCGAGCUCAACCCCCGUCUCCAGGUCGAGCACCCCACUACCGAGAUGGUCUCGGGAUGCAACAUCCCCGCCAUUCAGCUCCAGAUCGCCAUGGGUAUCCCCCUCCACCAGAUCCGCGACAUCCGUACUCUCUACGGCCUCGACCCCCACGGCGUCACCGAGAUCGACUUCGAGGGCGACAAGCCCGAGUCUGCGCACACCCAGCGCAAGCCUCGCCCCAAGGGCCACGUUAUCGCCUGUCGUAUCACUGGCGAGAACCCCGACGCCGGCUUCAAGCCCUCCUCGGGUGCUCUUACCGAGCUCAACUUCCGCUCCAACUCGAACGUCUGGGGUUACUUCUCGGUCAACGCUGCCGGUGGUCUCCACGAGUACGCCGACUCGCAGUUCGGCCACAUUUUCGCCUACGGCAUGGAGCGUAGCGAGGCCCGCAAGUCGAUGGUCGUCGCUCUCAAGGAGCUUAGCAUUCGUGGUGAAUUCCGCACCACUGUCGAGUACCUUAUCAAGCUGCUCGAGAAGCCCGAGUUUGAGAACAACACUCUCACCACUCAGUGGCUCGACGGCCUUAUCGCUGAGGGCAUGACCUCGGAGCGUCCCGACACGACCCUCUCCGUCAUCUGCGGUGCCGUCGUCAAGGCUCACGUCGCCUACGAGGCGUCGGUUGCCAAGUUCAAGUCGGUCCUCGACCGCGGUCAGGUUCCCACCAAGGACACUCUCCAGACCUUCUUCAAGACCGAGUUCAUUUACGACGAUGUUCGUUACUCGUUUGCCAUGGCCAAGUCUGCUCCUCUGCAGUUCACCCUCUACCUCAACGGUGGCCGCAUCUUUGUCGGAUGCCGCCCGCUCAGCGACGGCGGUCUCCUCAUCUCGCUCGAGGGUGCUUCGCACACUGUCUACUUCCGUGAGGAGGUCGGCGCCAUGGUCAUCUCGAUCGACUCCAAGACCACCAUGAUUGAGGACGAGCGUGACCCCACGCAGCUCCGCUCCCCCUCGCCUGGUAAGCUCGUCCGCUUCCUCGUGGAGUCGGGCGACCACGUCGACGCUGGCGACGCCUACGCCGAGAUCGAGGUCAUGAAGAUGAUCAUGCCCGUUACCGCCGGUGAGAGCGGUAUUGUCCAGUUCAUGAAGCAGCCUGGUCAGCAACUCGCCCAGGGUGAGCUCCUCGGUAUCCUCACCCUCGACGACCCCUCCAAGGUCAAGUUUGCCCGUCCCUUCGACGGCAUCCUCCCCACCUUCGAGCUCAAGAACGGCCGCUACGGAACCAAGCCCCACCAGCGCCUCCGCGAGCACCUCGAGGUUGUCUACGACAACCUUGCUGGCUUCGACAACAGCGCCGCUGUUCUCCCCUCGCUCCGCACCGUCGAGUCCUCGCUCCAGGACCCCGAGCUUCCCUAUUCGAACGCUCACGACGUCCUCUCGACCCUCAGCGGCCGUAUCCCCCAGAAGCUCGAGGACGAGAUCCGCGCCCAGAUCGAGACUUGCCACAACUCCAAGCUCGAGUUCCCCUCCAACAAGCUCAAGCGCAUCAUUCAGAUCUACGUCGACGAGAACGUGCCCUUCAAGGAGCGCCAGGCUGUCAUCAACGCCAUCGCGCCUCUUCAGACUCUGAUCGACGCGUUCGCCAACGGCCUCAAGGUCCACGAGUGGCAGAUCUACGCCGACCUCCUCAACUACUUCACCGAGGUUGAGGAGCCGUUCGCCGACCAGAGCCGCACCCAGGAGGAGAUUAUUCUCAAGCUCCGCGAGGACAACAAGGACCUCGACAACGUUGUCAAGCUCGUCCUCUCGCACUCCAAGGUUGCCUCCAAGACCAAGCUUGUUCUUGCUCUCCUCGACCUUAUCAAGGCCGAGCCUAAGGCGUCUACCACCCCCGAGAGCGGUGUCUCCAAGGCCCUCAACCGCAUGGCCGAGCUCGACAGCCGCCCCACUUCCAAGGCUGCCCUCAAGGCCAAGGAGGUCCUCAUCGUUGGCUCGCUCCCUAGCUACGAGGAGCGUCUCAUCCAGCUCGAGCAGAUCCUCAAGUCGUCGGUCACCACUAGCUACUACGGCGAGUCUGGCAGCGGCCACCGCCUGCCCUCGAGCGACCUCCUCAAGGAGGUCACCGACUCGAAGCACACCGUCUUCGAUGUCCUGUCGAACUUCUUCGACUACAAGGACCCUUGGGUUGUCCUCGCUGCUCUCGAGGUCUACGUUCGCCGCGCUUACCGCGUCUACAACGUCAUGCACCUCGACUACGAGCCCGCUGCCCAGGCUGGUGACUCGAACAUUGUCACCUGGAGAUUCAAGAUGGGUGGCCCCGGCCUCGAGUCGGCCACCCCCCGCGUUGACUCUUCGCGCGACAUCACCCGCAUUGCCAGCAUGAGCGACCUCAACUUCCUCGUUCACUCCAAGCAGGAGCCUGUGCGCUUCGGUCUUAUCUCGUCGUUCAACACCAUCCCGGACCUCAACAAGGGCUUCGCCGGCCUCCUCGCCCGCUACCCCGCGUUCAACAUCCAGGAGUUCUCCGAGAAGUACGGCAAGGACGCCCGCAAGCCCCACGUCCUCAACGUUGCCCUCCGCCUCUUCAACGGCAACAGCGGUGCCACCGACGCCGAGCUCCGCGAGCAGGUCACGACUCUUGUCAACGAGCACAAGGACGCUGUCAACGGCAUUGGAGUUCGUCGUAUCUCGUUCGUCUUCUGCCGCAAGGACCAGUACCCUUCGUACGUCACCCUCCGUGAGCUCACGGACGGCUCUGGCGGCUGGAAGGAGGAGGAGUCUAUCCGUAACAUUGAGCCCGCUCUUGCCUACCAGCUCGAGCUUGGACGUCUCUCCAACUUCAAGAUCACCCCCCAGCCCUCGGGCAACAGACAGAUUCACGUCUACCGUGCCGUUGGCCGCGAGAACACUUCGGACGUGCGCUUCUUUGUCCGCGCUCUUCUCCGUCCCGGCCGCUUUGUCGGCACGAUGAAGCAGACCGAGUACCUCAUCUCGGAGACCGACCGUCUUGUCGGCGACAUUCUCGACACCCUCGAGGUCGCUGCCGCCGAGUACCGCCAGGCCGACUGCAACCACAUCAGCGUCAACUGCGUCUACGCGCUCAACGUCACCUUUGACGACGUCCAGGAGGCCCUCGCGGGCUUCAUUGAGCGCCACGGCAAGCGUCUCUGGCGUCUCCGCGUUACCCAGGCCGAGAUCCGUGUCGUCAUCGAGGACGACGAGGGCAACGUUCUCCCCGUUCGUGCCUUCAUUGAGAACGUCUCGGGCUUCGUCGUCAAGUACGAGGCCUACCAGGAGGUCACCAACGAGAAGGGCAAGACCAUCCUCAAGUCGAUUGGCGAACAGGGCCAGUUCCACCUCCAGCCCGUCAACUUCCCCUACUCGACCAAGGAGUCGCUCCAGCCCCGCCGUUACCAGGCUCACAUCAUCGGCACCACCUAUGUCUACGACUUCCCCGACCUCUUCCGUCAGGCCGUCGACAAGGCCUGGCACCAGGUUCAGCAGCAGCUCCCCAACGUCAAGAUCCCCUCGGACCUCCUCACCGCGUCCGAGCUUGUUCUUGACGAGCAUGGAGAGCUUGUUGAGGUCAACCGCCCCCCUGGCCUCAACUCGGCUGGUAUGGUCGCCUGGGUCUACACCAUCAAGACUCCUGAGUACCCCAAGGGCCGUCGCAUCGUCGUCAUCUCGAACGACAUUACGUUCCAGAUCGGUUCGUUCGGUCCCCUCGAGGACGAGUACUUCUACAAGGCUACCCAGUACGCCCGCAAGCACGGUCUCCCCCGUGUCUACCUUUCGGCCAACUCGGGUGCCCGUAUCGGUCUCGCCGACGAGGUCAUGGCCCUCUUCGAGGUUGCCUGGAAGGACGCUAGCAAGCCCGAGAAGGGCUUCGACUACCUCUACCUCACUCCCGCUGGCCUUGACAAGCUCAACGCCAUGGGUGAGGGCUCUGUGAUCACCGACGAGAUCGAGGUCAACGGCGAGCGCCGCCACAAGAUCACUGCCAUCAUUGGUCUCAAGGACGGCCUUGGUGUCGAGUGUCUCCGUGGCUCGGGUCUCAUUGCUGGUGAGACGUCGCGUGCCUACGACGACAUCUUCACCAUCUCCAUGGUCACUGCUCGUUCCGUCGGUAUCGGUGCCUACCUUGUUCGUCUCGGCCAGCGUGUCGUCCAGGUUGAGGGCCAGCCCAUCAUCCUCACUGGUGCCCAGGCCAUCAACAAGGUUCUCGGCAAGGAGGUCUACACUUCCAACAUCCAGCUUGGUGGUCCCCAGAUCAUGUACCGCAACGGUAUCUCGCACUUGACUGCGGGCAGCGACCUUGACGGUGCUCUCCAGAUCAUCAACUACCUCACCUUUAUCCCUGCCAAGCGUGGUUCGGCCAUCCCCAUCCUCCCCACUGGCGACACCUGGGACCGUGACGUCGACUGGACGCCUACCAAGGCUCCUUACGACCCCCGCAACUUCCUUGCCGGUGUUGUCGACGACAACAACACCUUCCAGACCGGUAUCCUGGACGAGGGCUCGUUCUUCGAGACGAUGGGUGGCUGGGCCCAGACCAUUGUCACUGGCCGUGGUCGCAUCAACGGUAUCCCCGUUGCCGUCAUUGCCGCCGAGACCCGCACCAUUGAGCGUGUCGACCCUGCCGACCCCGCCAACGAGAACUCGACCGAGAGCCGUGUCGCGCUUGCGGGUACCGUCUGGUUCCCCGACAGCUCGCGCAAGACUGCUACUGCUAUCGAGGACGCCAACCGCGAGGGCCUGCCGCUCAUCAUCUUCGCCAACUUCCGUGGCUUCUCGGGUGGUAUGUCGGACAUGGCCCAGGCUAUCCUCAAGGAGGGUGCCAAGAUUGUCGACGGCCUGAGCAGCUACAAGCACCCCGUGAUCGUCUACCUUGUGCCCAACGGAGAGCUCCGUGGUGGUGCCUGGGUCGUGCUCGACCCCUCGAUCAACCCCGAGUACAUGACCAUGUUUGUCGACAACGAGUCGCGUGGUGGUGUCCUCGAGCCCGAGGGUAUUGUCGAGGUCAAGUACCGCAAGCCCCGUAUCCAGGCGACCAUGGCUCGUCUCGACCCCGAGUACGCCUCGCUCAAGGCCGAAGUCGAGGCCGCUGCCAACCCCGAGGCCAAGGCUCUUGCCCAGGCCAAGCUCGAGGCUCGCGAGAAGCACCUCGGCCCCUCGUACCACUCGAUUGCCACCGAGUUUGCCGACCUUCACGACCGCUCUGGCCGCAUGAAGGCCAAGGCCGACUGUGUGCCCUGCGACUGGCAGAACGCUCGUCGUGCGCUCUACUGGUCGCUCAGACGCAAGCUCAGCGAGGUCCGCGUCCUCAAGAAGCUGUCGACUGCCAACCCCAACCUCGAGUACGCCGAGCGCAAGGCUCUGUACCAGCAGCUCGUUCCCCCCGAGCUCUCGUCCGACAGCGAGAUUGCUGGCUUCCUCGAGAAGUCUGGCGACUCGAUCGACGAUUUUGUGCAGAGCGUUCGCGACGAGUACUGCGCCGACAAUGUCGUGUCGUGGGCUUCGACCAACCAGCGCGGUGUUCUCGAGGGCUUCCAGCGUAUCCUCGACUCGCUCGCCCCUGCGGACCGCGCCGCGUUCCUCGCGCAGAUCUCGCAGCAAUAAGUGUCUCGCAUAGAAUGUGCUCUGUAGGAAGGAGGCUUCUGCCUCCUCUUGUGUCAUUACCGUCCGUUUGCAUUUCGUAGUCCGAAUUCAUAGACUUAUAUACAGCUUGCUCCUAGUUAGGGGAAUGCAAGUUUGCAGUGAAA